UGGCGGGUCACGCUGUCACUCAUCUUGCGGCAAAGGGACCCAGCGCAAGUUUCAAUGAGAGCGUUUGUCAGGUUGAUCAUAGCGUGACAAUAAGACGCAUUGUUGACCGUAUUUGAAAGAUAGGUAGGCCUACAUCGAUAAUGGCCACAGAAAGGAAGAUUUUCGGCUUGUCCAUUCUAUGUCUUGUGGUGCAGGCUGCUGUUUGUCUGCAGGUAUCUAUCCCCCAGAAGAACUAUGAGUACGCCCGGGGAGACAACAUCACGAUACCCUGCAAAUACACACCUAAGAAGCUUGUCAACAACAUGGUCGUCGUCACCUGGACAGCCAAGUCCAUCAACCCCGACGAACCUGACACAAUAGUGCUGACCUCCUACUCCUCUCCCUCCACGGUGGAUGUGACUGAAACAUACGUGGGUCGGGCCAGCAUAGAAGAGGACAUCCCCACAGGGAAGGCCAACCUGCGCCUCCUAUCCAUCGGCCUCCAGGACAACAUGGAUUUCGAGUGCCAUGUCUCCAUCCCUGGAGAUGUCACUGGGGUUCUUGCUGCCACUGCCAGACUCAUAGUGCUGGUGGCGCCGUCCCUACCGCUGUGUAAGAUCCAGGGUUCGGCAGAGUACGGCCAAAACAUCAACCUGACAUGUGUGUCUGCGGAGGGCUCCCCAACCCCCACCUACAGCUGGCAGAGAAGGGACGUCUCAAACAUCCCCCGUCCCCAAGACGGCCGCACCACCGACAAGAAUGGUCUCCUGUCUCUAUUCAACGUCUCCACUGAAACGUCAGGCUACUACAUCUGCACCUCAGCCAAUAAGAUCCGCUCAGCCACAUGCAACGUCACCCUGAGUGUCAUGCCACCCUCCAUGAAUCUGGGCUACACCGCCGGCAUCGCCGGGGCAGUGGUGGCUGCCAUCAUCCUCCUGAUCGUCAUCAUCUGCUGCUGCCGUAGAAGGAACAAGAACAAGGGUCAGGAGGACUACGAGAUGGGGGCUCCGGAAGCAGAGUUCAGCGACAAGGAGCCCCAGGAAGGGAGAGGGGAGGAGGUUCGGUCCGUAGAGCCACCCAGGAACGCGGAGCGCCGCAAUGAGCGCGAGUACGACCGCCGCAGCGACUACGACGACCGCCGCAGCGAAUUCGACGACCGCCGCAGCGACUACGACGACCGCCGCAGCGACUACAACGGCCGCCGCAGCGACUACGACGACCGCCGCAAUGAUAUUGACGAUCGCCGUAGCAACUACACAGAUCGCCGUAGUGACAAUAACACCGACCGCCGCGAUCGCUAUGAUGAUCGGCGCGACCGUGACUACAAGGACAGUGGCCAUGACGACCGCUAUGAUGAGCCAUAUGAUGACAGACCUCCCAGGGUGCCAGCCAAUAAGCCAGUCAGGAAAGACUGAAGAUUAGACCACCUGACCCCUAACACUUGACACCAGUAGGAAAUCUGAGGGCUGGAUGAUGAUGAUGAUGAUGAUGAUGAUGAUGAUGAUGAUGAUGACGAUAGUGACGAUGAUGACAAUGUGUGCGAGCAAGACUUCUAGGAUGUGUUGUUACUCAUACUCAGGUGAUAGUCUCAGGAGACAUUUUAAUUUUCUGCCAUCUGUUUGUGUGUAUGACAGGGUGCACAUAAGAGUGUGUGUAUAUACAGGUGAUGGGUCCACAGCUUAACAAACCCCACAGGUAUGGCGAGGUUUAAAUUAAAAACAUAUUUUUUAUACUUUUAGUUUUUAUCCAUUCAUUAAGCCUAUAAGCACCCGUUUCUCUUUUAUCUGAAUUGUGAACAUGUAUUCACAUGAAGCAGAUGGUGAGAUUACAGGACUAUUUAAAUAAGGACCAGAAUGCCAGCCAUAUUUGUGAUAUUUGUCAGCCAUUUUGUAACAAAGACGCAUUCCAGCACAUUGUUGCCUAAAGGCAGCAGGCAUAGUAGGUUCACUGUGUCUUGACAUGCAGAAGAAUAAUGUAGACAAAUAAUAUUUUACACUUUAUAUAGAUGUUUGCUGUACAUUUGAAACUGUUCUAUUUGGGGGCAAAAUUAAAUAAAUUUGAAUUGUAUUA
Osmerus eperlanus (European smelt) is the source of this 2049-nucleotide messenger RNA. RefSeq names its product cell surface A33 antigen-like. The record is from RefSeq and is a predicted model, not a curated record. The transcript has 7 exons. Gene Ontology annotation, cellular component: plasma membrane. NCBI's taxonomy places the organism in Eukaryota, Metazoa, Chordata, Actinopteri, Osmeriformes, Osmeridae. Bases 141 to 1394 code for a protein of 417 amino acids.